Molecule: messenger RNA, 3657 nt
Organism: Erigeron canadensis
Lineage: Eukaryota; Viridiplantae; Streptophyta; Magnoliopsida; Asterales; Asteraceae
Product: exportin-7
Exons: 28
Coding region: 160-3318 (1052 amino acids)
Biological process (GO): protein export from nucleus
Cellular component (GO): cytoplasm; nuclear pore
Molecular function (GO): small GTPase binding; nuclear export signal receptor activity
Source: RefSeq, a predicted model, not a curated record
UUAUUAAUUCAUGCCAUUACCUUAAGUAUUCAACUGAGUCUUAUAUGUUUGUAUAGUUCUCUAUCCGGAUGCAUGACCUCUGCUUGUCGUUUUGUAGACCUAAAUUGGAUAAUUGCUGGUUCUUGACAAGUGAAAUCUGAUCAUUAAUUCCAAACAAGAAUGGAGAGCUUAGCACAAUUGGAAGCUUUGUGUGAGAGACUUUACAAUUCACAAGACUCCGUUGAACGAGCUCAUGCUGAGAAUACUCUAAAGUGCUUUUCAGCAAAUACUGAUUAUAUUUCACAAUGUCAGUACAUACUUGACAAUGCUUCAACUCCUUAUGCAUUAAUGCUGGCUAGUUCAAGUCUAUUGAAGCAAGUGACCGAGCAUACCCUAUCCUUGCAACUACGUCUUGAUCUACGGAACUACAUUAUUACCUAUUUGGCAAAAAGGGGACACGAACUGCAGCCGUAUGUAAUCGGAUCUCUAGUCCAGCUCUUGUGUCGGGUGACCAAGUUCGGUUGGUUUGACGAUGAUAGGUUCAGAGAUGCUGUCAAAGACUCCACAAAUUUUUUGAUCCAGGCAUCACCGGGUCAUGUUUCAAUUGGUUUAAAGAUACUAAAUCAGCUUGUUUCCGAGAUGAAUCAGCCAAAUCCGGGGUUGCCUUCUACACAUCAUCGAAGAGUUUCUUGCAACUUUAGGGAUCAAUCUCUUUUUCAAAUUUUCCAAAUAUCUCUUACAUCCCUGCAACAGCUGAAAAGUGAUGUUGGCAGUCGCUUGCAAGAGUUGGCACUGUCUCUGGCAUUGAAAUGUCUGUCAUUUGAUUUUAUUGCAUCGUCAAUUGAUGAAAGCUCGGACGAGUUCGGUACUGUUCAGAUUCCAUCUGGGUGGAAGCCGCUUUUAGAAGAUCCUUCGACACUACAAAUUUUUUUUGAUUACUAUGCAAUCACUAAGCCUCCUUUAUCUAAAGAGGCCCUGGAAUGCUUAGUAAGAUUGGCUUCAGUAAGGCGCUCUCUGUUUUCAAAUGAUGCCGCACGUUCUAAAUUUCUAGCACAUUUAAUGACUGGAACCAAAGAGAUCUUACAAGCAGGUCAAGGUCUUGCUGAUCAUGAUAAUUACCAUGAAUAUUGUCGUCUUCUUGGACGGUUUAGAGUUAACUAUCAGCUAUCAGAACUUGUGAAUGUUGAAGGCUACAGUGAUUGGAUACGCUUGGUUGCAGAGUUUACUUUAAAAUCGUUGCAGUCAUGGCAGUGGGCUAGUAGCAGCGUAUACUAUCUUUUGGGGCUGUGGUCACGGUUGGUAACAUCUGUGCCCUACUUGAAAGCUGAUGCACCUAGCUUGCUUGACGAAUUUGUGCCGAAGAUUAGUGAAGGUUUUAUUACCUCACGAUUUGAUUCUGUGCAGGCUACUCCCCAAGAUGACCUCUCUGAAAAUCCUCUUGAUAAUGUAGAGCUUCUUCAAGAUCAGCUUGACUGCUUUCCGUAUCUAUGCAGAUUUCAGUAUGAAAGGAGUAGUUUAUUUAUUAUAAAUAUUGUGGAGCCCAUCCUGCAACUGUAUACGGAAAGAGCACAGCAUCAGAUUAGUGAUAAUAAUGAAUUAUCAGUCAUUGAAGCCAAAUUAGCUUGGAUAGUUCAUAUUGUUGCUGCUAUAUUAAAGAUUAAACAAUGUAGUGGUUGCAGCACGGAUUCCCAAGAGGCUGUUGAUGCAGAGCUAUCCGCUCGUGUAUUGCGUAUUAUAAAUACCACUGAUAGUGGAUUACAUAGUCGGAGAUACGGUGAACUUAGCAAGCAGAGGCUCGACCAGGCAAUUUUGACAUUCUUUCAACACUUCAGAAAGUCUUACGUAGGUGACCAAGCUAUGCAUUCAUCUAAGCAGCUCUAUGGACGUUUAUCUGAGCUGCUGGGGUUGCAAGAUCAUCUUCAAGCAUUAAAUUUGAUUGUUGGGAAAAUUGCAACAAACCUCAGGUGUUACACAGAGAGUGAGGAAGUUAUUGACCACACCUUAAGUCUCUUUUUGGAACUGGCAUCUGGAUAUAUGACAGGAAAGCUACUUAUGAAGUUGGACACUGUGAAGUUUAUUGUUGCGAAUCAUACAAGGGAACACUUCCCAUUUCUCCAUGAAUACAGAUGCUCUCGCAGUAGGACUACAUUUUAUUACACUAUUGGCUGGCUAAUUUUCAUGGAGGACAGUCCUGUUAAGUUUAAGUCUUCUAUGGAUCCACUGUUACAGGUAUUUAUCAGUUUGGAGUCGAUUCCUGAUGCUAUGUUUCGCACUGAUACGGUCAAAUAUGCAUUAAUUGGACUGAUGAGGGAUUUACGCGGAAUUGCAAUGGCCACUAAUAGUCGAAGAACUUAUGGACUUCUGUUUGACUGGUUAUAUCCUUCUCACAUGCCAAUCCUUUUAAAAGGGAUCUCACAUUGGGCAGACACACCGGAGGUCACUACCCCAUUACUGAAAUUUAUGGCUGAAUUUGUAUUGAACAAGGCUCAACGUUUAACUUUUGAUUCCUCUUCACCCAACGGGAUACUUCUUUUCCGAGAAGUUAGUAAACUUCUUGUGGCAUAUGGAUCAAGGAUCUUAUCAAUGCCCAAUGUCGCGGAUAUAUACGCCUUCAAAUACAAGGGGAUAUGGAUUGCAUUGACCAUUCUUUCAAGGGCUCUUGCUGGAAAUUAUGUAAAUUUUGGAGUGUUCGAACUAUAUGGAGAUAGGGCCCUAGCCGAUGCACUUGAAAUUGCUUUAAAGAUGACCGUCUCAGUUCCCUUGGCUGAUAUUUUGGCUUACAGGAAGCUUACAAAGGCAUAUUAUGCGUUUUUGGAGGUUCUAUUCAAUAGCCAUAUUGUUUACAUGCUGAACCUGGAUAUGAACAUGUUCAUGCAUAUAGUUGGCUCGUUAGAGUCUGGGUUAAAGGGCCUUGAUACAAGUAUCUCAACUCAGGCUGCAUCGGCAGUAGAUAAUUUGGCUGCAUUUUAUUUUAACAACAUCACCAUUGCGGAGGCACCAACUUCACCCGCUGCAGUGACUCUUGGUCGGCAUAUUGCAGAGUGCCCAACAUUGUUUCCAGAAAUACUGAAGACCUUGUUUGAGAUUGUUUUGUUUGAGGAUUGUGGGAAUCAAUGGAGCCUCAGCAGACCAAUGCUAAGCUUGAUAUUGAUUAAUGAACAGAUAUUUUCGGAUCUGAAAGCUCAUAUUUUAGGGUCACAGCCAGCAGAUCAGCAUCAACGACUUUCCUUGUGUUUUGACAAGCUAAUGGCUGACAUCUCCAGAAGCCUAGAUUCGAAGAACCGAGACAAGUUCACUCAAAAUUUAACAGUAUUCAGACAUGAUUUUCGUGUCAAGUAAGCAAUCUCUCAAGUUUGGUGUGUCGAUCACCUGUAUAGACAAAACCUUAGCAUUUAAACGAAAAAAAUCAAAUGUCAUAGAAGCUCCUGUGCUGGCGAUUACUGUGCGUAAACGUAAAUGUCGAGAUGCACGCGAAGAUACUGAUGUUUGCAGGGUGUAGUGGCAUUAUUGUUUGUACAGCCUUUAAUGGAAAAGGGAGAAUAGUAUUUGAAGGUAUCUGAUUGUAGCAUAUUCUAUUUAUGAGAUGACUAAUACCGUCACAUAUCAUAUUUUUGAAUGAUAAAGAAAAGUAAUAUGCUGAUCCAAAGUUGCCUAUAUAUGUUGUAUCAGGUUUUCUAA